Bubalus bubalis (water buffalo) is the source of this 1428-nucleotide messenger RNA. It is a transcript of the gene CEP15, whose product is annotated as chromosome 21 C3orf14 homolog. NCBI's taxonomy places the organism in Eukaryota, Metazoa, Chordata, Mammalia, Artiodactyla, Bovidae. The record is from RefSeq and is a predicted model, not a curated record. The transcript has 6 exons. The coding region runs from base 773 to 1159 and encodes 128 amino acids.
GGCGUGGCCACGCCCACGCCUGCGCGGAGACCCAACGUCCGCAGAGUCUGUGGCGCGCCUUCCCGGAAGAAGUCAGUACGGGGCUCUGUGAGUGAGGUCCAACAGUAGGACGGCCGGUGGGUGAGUGCUCCGAGUGUCCGAAGGACAGCUGCGCGCUGGUGGCGAGGAUGCCGUUAAAGGGGAAGAGGUAGGGCGAUGAGGAAAGUUCCCGAGUCCUUCCAGAGUAAGCGAGAGUUGCAGUGGUUGGUGAACUGAUGACUCCGAAAAGCUGCAGAUCUUCGUCUCAGAAGGCAGACUUUUUCUAAGUGCUGAUGCUGGUCGACACAGAAAAGAAGUUACCAUGGACUCACUUCCAGCGAUUUCCUUGACACUGCAUUCGAAACCGGGAGAAAGGCCUGUCGUGAUUUCGUCGGAAGUAUCUGUAAUUCGACCCCUUCCGGGCUAGCCUGCGCGCGAUUGCUGUCCGCGGUGCUGAAAAUAGAGAGCUCUGGACACGGAGGCGACGAGCAGACAACCAGUAUUAGUUUCAUAAAAUUUAGGAAAGCCAGCGCUUCAUUCUAAGACUGAAUUUUCAUUUCUUUUUUUAAAAAUUACAUUAUUUCGGCUUAGUUGCAUUCUUCCUUUGUGCAGUCAGGAAACUUCAAUCCUUGCACCCAACCAGAUGAUUUGCCUUCAGACUCACAGCCAUCCAAGUAGUUCACUAGACCUCUGUCUGUAUCGGCCCAGGCACUUUUACCAAGCAGAAAGCUUAUCAAGGCAGCUUUGAUUAAAGAUGACGUCUCUGUUCACUCAAGAAAUUCGCCUUUCUAAAAGACAUGAAAAAAUAGUAUCCCAAAGAUUAAUGUUACUUCAACAAAUGGAGAAUAAACCUGAAGAUCAAAACAAGGGAAGGGCCUCUCAGACACAAGCAGCUAAGGCUGCUUUACAAAGGAAUGUUAGUCUUUUAAAGGACAUAGAAGCGGCAGAGAAGUCUCUCCAGACUCGAAUGCAUCCAGCUCUACCACCUGAGGUGGCUGCUCUCGAGACUCUUUACUGGGCAUCAGUAGAAGAAUACAUUCCCAAAUGGGAGCAGUUUCUUUUAGGAAGAGCACCGUAUCCUGCCUGUAGUGAAAAUGGAAAUGAAGCAGAAGAUACCAUUCCAAAGAGGGCGCAGCAAUAGCUUCUCCACAUAGUAUUUCAGAAACCUGUCGAGUAAAGCUGUACAUUAAAGAGCAUUCAGGUCGCUGCGGGGACUUCAGGACUCAGAGAGAUAGCCUCAUCGCCUCCUCUGCGACAAUGAAGGGUUGAGGAUCUACCGGCAGCUUUCAGGUUCUCACCGGAAGAUCUACUGCUAUUUCAGUGCCAUAAAUUUGUUUUCUACCAAACCCAUGGAAGUGUGUUAAAAGCUGAUAUUGGAAAAUGGACUGUUGAUUAAAUAAGUUGCUGAGU